This is a messenger RNA of Daphnia pulex (common water flea), 8713 nucleotides long. It is a transcript of the gene ATP8B, whose product is annotated as probable phospholipid-transporting ATPase IM. Gene Ontology annotation, biological process: phospholipid translocation; Golgi organization. The coding region runs from base 1585 to 6222 and encodes 1545 amino acids. The record is from RefSeq and is a predicted model, not a curated record. Gene Ontology annotation, molecular function: magnesium ion binding; ATP binding; ATPase-coupled intramembrane lipid carrier activity. The transcript is spliced from 22 exons. Gene Ontology annotation, cellular component: plasma membrane. Lineage: Eukaryota; Metazoa; Arthropoda; Branchiopoda; Diplostraca; Daphniidae.
UUAUAUAUUUCGGGUGGGGUCUCUCUCCCCCGUCUGUUGUGCAAAUCGUGCGCGGACAAAACGUUGAAAGCCUUCGGUUCCACUGGUGCCGCAGUUGUCGGCGGUCCUCUUUUGUUGGCACCAUAUCAAUCCUUUCUCAUUUCCGUCUGGCUCCCUCCUUUUUUCUCUCUCUCUCUCUGCUCGGCUCUGCUCUCUUUUCUUUAUAUUUAUAUACAUACGUACAAUGCUCACAGCGCAAUGCCCAUUCUUUCUGGGCCAGCUGGCUCGGUCUCGCCACAGACGCCCUGUUUGUUGUUGUUGUUGUUGGGCUUUUAGCGUCGGCUCCUUCAGAGUUUGGUGGCCCCUUUUUCCUCAGACUCUCCGUCGUCUUUUGACGAUGAGGAAUCCUUUUGUGCGGAUGCCUACAAGUCCAGCGAUUCCUCCACGACACUAGGCGGACAAGACAAAGUCGGAAUUGUUGAUCUGCACACCUCAUGUGUGUGUGUGUGUGUGUGUGAGCGCGCUGCCCGGGCGGGUGUUGGCGACUGUGUGUGUGUGUCUAUCUCUGGUGCUCGCUGAGCCGAUACUGCCCGACUUAAUCGGUUGACUCUCUCGCUCGUGUGUCCAUGACAACCAGUUGAUAAGGAGCUAAGGCAGACUAGGUCGGAUGGGAGAAGCUAUCAGAGAUCAGUUUCCUUCUCCCUCGUGUGUGUGUGGGAGAGAGCCAGAGCUGAGUUUCUGUGUCUGUGUGUGCGCGCAAGUAGUAGUUUAUAUAUGUGCUUCGUCUUUUUUUUUUAUCUUUCUUCCGUUCGUUUGCUCCUUUUCCAUCUUGGCGUUGAGAAAUAUAAAAAAACCUCGUCUCGCAUCACCGGAACGGACUCAGUCAAGUGGAAUCGAGAACACGGACGCUAAAGCGAGCGGCGAUAUCGAAUCAACGUGUUUCGCUAUUCAUCCGCUUUUCUUCUCUCCGUCGCCAUUGGUCGAUUCUUCUUUUUUUUUUCCUUCUUCUUUUCUUCAACGAGACUCUCGUCGAUUCAACAGUUUGGCUCUCCACAGAACCCAGAACCCAACCCGCCCACCCGAAACUCGUCGACAACUUACGGGUUUUUUUUUUUUAUUUAGUUGAGUGCAGGGCAGGGAUUAAAUUGGAGGAGGGACAACUUUGAACGAAGGGCCGGACACCAGUUUGUAGUCCCAAAGUCAACUGGGGCAACUCUGGUGGGAACAAAGAACAACUUGCGCCUUUUUUCUUUUUCUUUUUUAUCGUCGCAAACUCGCAAAUACUGCUUUACACCGAUUUAGCCCGUCGACCGUUUUUUUCUCUCGGUCAAAUAAAAAAAGAGAAAAGCCGGGCCAAAUAGACUCUCCCGUCUCUGGAUGGACGGACAAGAGAGCCAGAGAUCGGCUCCGGUUGGCGGAAUCUUCUAAGUUACGGGAGCAGCCUCAUUUCCUCCCGCCCAUCGAUUUCCUAUCUUAUGAAUACAUACGGAAAAAGUGAGGGAGCAGCAGGAGUAGCAGGAGUAGUAGCAGCCGACUGGUUUGCAGCACGAGAAGAAACGGAAAAGUUGGGUGAUUGGACUAGGAGCGGAACUGGAGGCGAUCGAGAUGAGCCGGCUGGAACAUAAUUGGCAGAGUGAGAACAGUGGGGCGUCGGAUGGGAGACGAGACUCGAGCGAGUCUGAGCGCUUGGAACAAGUGGCCCGGUCGUUAUCACCAUCUAGCCCUUUACUCCGCUCAGCCGCCAGUGAGGGCGACAAUGAUGGAUCGGAACGGGUCAGGAGCCGACGGAGUAGAAAUAGCUGGACAACUGUUCAAGCUCGAAGAGCCGUUGACAACCACCAGAGGUUACGGUCGGUGCCGGAUGUUCACCAAAGUUCCGGCCGCCCCUGGACCCACCAACCCGGCGGACAAGACGAGUCGCCCAGUUCUCUAUUACCCGGGGCAUCCUCCGCAUAUCAGAGCAGAGAGCAGCAGCCAUGGGAGCAACACCAGCAGCGACGCCUGAACAAGCCGAUCGAUGCUGCUGCCAUGGAUCAUAACGCCACACAACUGACACCCUCUGCCGAAGCAGCCGACACUGGAACCACAGUCGGCGGUCAAACGGAUCAACCCAAGACGCCAAUUCGUCGCGAUUUAGGUUCCAGGUCGCGGAGCGCAGAGGCGAUGGGCACGCCGUCGUUGGACGGUAGCCAAGGUAAAGGUCGGCGUAUCCUUCCGUCCUUGCGACGCAUUUCCACGACGCCGUUAAAGCCCAGAAGGCGGUCUUCGUCGUCGUCGUCCGAAUCGUCCUGCCCGUCGCCGCCGCCGGCUCCCAAACAACCGGCCAGGCCGAGCCCGUUGAGAAGCGCGGCGGUGGCCGCAGCGCGCAAAACCCGGCGAUUUUUCGGCGCCAAAUCAAAUGACAUUUUGCCUGAAAACGAGCGAAGGAUACGGGCCAACGACGCUGCAUACAACCUGCAGUUUAAUUAUUCAAAUAAUUAUAUUCAGACCUCCAAGUAUACGCUGCUGUCGUUUGUGCCGGUGAACUUGAUCGAGCAGUUCCAGCGGCUAGCGAAUUUUUAUUUCCUGUGCCUUCUGGUUCUACAAUUUAUUCCCUUCAUUUCGUCGUUGACACCCGUCACCACUGCCGUGCCUCUUAUUGGUGUCCUGCUCCUUACGGCCAUCAAAGAUGCGUAUGAUGACUUUCAACGACAUCGAAGUGACUCUCAAGUCAAUAAUAGGAAGUCGCACGUCCUGCGCAAUGGCAAGUCGGUGGAAGAGCGCUGGCACAAAGUCCAGGUGGGUGACAUCAUCCGGAUGGAGAAUGACCAGUUUAUUGCCGCCGAUCUUCUGCUUUUGACCACGUCCGAGCCCAACGGUCUCUGCUAUAUUGAAACGGCUGAGUUGGACGGGGAGACCAAUUUGAAAUGCCGCCAGUGCCUCAUGGAGACAGCCGAGAUGGGCCAGAAUGAGGCCAGAAUAGGAAGCUUCAACGGGGAGAUCAUCUGCGAGCCGCCCAAUAACCAUUUGAACAAAUUCGAUGGCCGGUUAACGUGGAACGGCAAGCAAUAUUCCUUGGACAACGAAAAGAUCCUGCUGCGAGGAUGCGUCCUACGUAACACUCAGUGGUGCUACGGCGUCGUCAUCUUCGCCGGACGGGACACUAAGCUCAUGCAGAAUUCCGGCAAGACGAAGUUCAAACGGACUUCGAUUGAUCGUCUCCUUAAUUUCAUCAUCCUGGGGAUUGUUUUUUUCUUACUUUCCAUGUGCUUGUUUUGCACAAUUGCAUGCGGAGUGUGGGAGACGGUGACGGGCCAGUACUUCCGCUCCUACUUGCCGUGGGAUCCGUUGAUUCCGGCCGAGCCACCGGCUGCCGGAUCCACCGUCAUCGCCUUGUUGAUCUUCUUCUCGUACGCCAUCGUUCUCAACACGGUGGUGCCCAUCUCGCUUUACGUCAGCGUGGAAGUCAUCCGGCUGGCCCAGUCCUUUCUCAUCAACUGGGACCAGCAAAUGUACUACGAAAAGUCGCAGACGCCGGCCAAGGCUCGCACCACGACACUCAACGAGGAGCUCGGCCAGAUCGAGUACAUCUUCUCCGACAAAACGGGAACUUUGACGCAGAACAUUAUGUCCUUCAACAAGUGUUCAAUUGGCGGAACUUGCUACGGCGACGUCUACGACUCGUCAAACGGAGAAGUCAUUGAUCCCAAUGAGAAUACCAAGCCGGUGGAUUUUUCGUUCAAUCCGCUUCACGAACAAGCCUUUAAGUUCUACGACCAGACCCUGAUAGACUCGAAUCGCGAGGAUCCUACUUGCCAUGAAUUCUUUCGCCUAUUGGCGCUCUGCCACACCGUCAUGCCUGACGAGAAGAAUGGUAAAUUAGAAUACCAAGCGCAGUCGCCGGAUGAAGGGGCUCUGGUUUCGGCCGCCCGAAAUUUUGGAUUCGUUUUCAAGGCUCGUACUCCGGAUUCCAUCACGAUUGAGGUGAUGGGGAAAACGGAAGUUUACGAGUUGUUGUGCAUCCUCGACUUCAACAACGUCCGCAAACGGAUGUCGGUCAUUCUGCGUGGUCCCAACGGCAAGAUCCGCCUUUACUGCAAAGGGGCCGACUCGAUCGUUUACGAUCAUCUUCAAUCGGGAAACGACGACAUGAAGAACAAGACACAAGAGCAUCUAAACAAAUUUGCCGGCGAAGGAUUGCGGACCUUGUGUUUGGCCAUCCGCGACGUUGAUGAAGCUUAUUUUGAGGACUGGAAAGAACGUCAUCACGAGGCUUCCGUCACGAUCAAGUCACGCGAAGAACGCCUUGACAAACUCUAUGAAGAAAUAGAACAAAACCUUACGCUUCUGGGUGCAACGGCCAUCGAAGACAAACUUCAAGACGGAGUGCCACAAACGAUAGCCAAUUUGGCUAUUGCCGGAAUCAAGAUCUGGGUAUUGACUGGCGAUAAACAAGAAACGGCCAUCAACAUUGGUUAUUCAUGCCAACUGUUGACAGACGACAUGGUCGACAUCUUUAUUGUCGACGGUCAGAAUGUCGAAGAUGUGGAGCUCCAGUUAGUCAAAUGCCGAGAGUCCCUGCGCGGUUACGCCCGUACUCAGCUCCAAACGCCAGUCAGUGGCAUUAGCGAUCGUGGCUAUUCCUCCCACAUUGCUGGGGAAAUGGAGGACAUGCCGUGUGGGCCGGGAUUGAGCGGUAUUGACGAAGACUGCAACACGGGUUACGCCUUAGUCAUCAACGGCCACUCGCUGGUCUACGCCCUGCAGACCAAGUUGGAGAAGCUUUUUCUCGACGUCGGCACCCAAUGCAAAGCGGUGAUUUGCUGCCGGGUCACUCCCCUCCAAAAGGCCAUGGUGGUCGACUUGGUGAAAAAGUACAAACAGGCCGUCACGCUCUCUAUUGGCGAUGGAGCCAACGACGUUUCUAUGAUCAAAACGGCUCACAUCGGCGUCGGUAUCAGCGGCCAGGAAGGAAUGCAGGCCGUCUUGGCAUCGGAUUACAGCAUCGCCCAAUUCCGUUACCUCGAGCGAUUGCUGCUCGUGCACGGACGUUGGUCCUAUCUCCGGAUGGCCAAGUUUUUGCGCUACUUCUUCUACAAGAAUUUCGCCUUCACCCUAUGCCAUUUUUGGUUCGCCUUCUUUUGCGGAUUCUCCGCCCAGACCGUCUUUGACCCGAUGUUCAUAUCGGUCUACAACUUAUUCUACACGUCGUUGCCCGUCCUAGCGUUGGGUAUAUUCGACCAAGACGUCAAUGACGUCAACAGCCUCAAGUACCCUAAGCUCUUCACGCCCGGCCAUCUGAACUUGCUGUUCAAUAAGGGGGAGUUCUUCAAGAGCGCCAUGCACGGAUGCAUCACGUCGUGUGUCCUCUUCUUCAUUCCCUACGGUGCCUACUUUUAUGGCGCCUCUCAACAAGGGCACACCACGUCCGACCAUCAGCUGAUUGGCAGCGUCGUGGCCACGAUCCUAGUCGUUGUUGUCACCGUGCAAAUUGCGCUGGACACGGCCUACUGGACCGUCUUCAACCACAUCACCAUCUGGGGCUCCUUGGUUUGGUACUUUGCCCUCCAGUAUUUUUAUAAUUUCGUCAUCGGUGGCUCCUACGUCGGAUCCCUCACCAAGGCUAUGGGCGAAGCGACUUUUUGGUUCACUCUCGUCUUAUCCAUCGUCAUCUUAAUGAUUCCGGUGGUGGCGUGGAGAUUCUACUUCGUUGAUGUUCAUCCGACGCUGUCGGACCGCGUUCGUCUCAAGCAAAGACUUUCCGCCAUUCGGGCGCACAAAUCCCAAGAUUUCAUGCGGACACCGUCGGCCCGGCGGAGUCGACGAUCGCUUCGCUCCGGCUACGCUUUCGCUCACCAGGAGGGAUUCGGAAAACUCAUCACUUCGGGCAAGAUUAUGCGCAAGACGGGGUUGAAUUUCGGCAGCAAGGCCAGCAGCAACAACGCGGCAAACAACAACAGCGGAAGCCUCCACAAUGUGUCCUCUGGCGGGGGAUUGGCCUCUACCAGCGAUCAACCUGAUGGUCCCGUUUCCGGAAUCUCUUAUCAUCCGACGGGCGAGACUAAUGGCAGCAUGCAGCCGAGCACUCGGCAGUCUCAAAAUGGUAGCGGCUUCCAGCAGCAGCGUCCACCAGUCGUCCCUGUCGUUGCCUACUCUCGAACGUCGAACAGCAACAGCCGGCAACGAUUGCAGGAUCCUUACGCCAUCACCGUCGAUCUGGAGUCGGGCGGAGAUCCUGCUUUACCCAACACCAUGUCGACGUAGUUACACAGUCGACAAAGAAGGACGGAUGAUCAUGUCCAUCUCGGACCAAAUUCUUUCUGAACUUCGCGAGUCUGAUAAAUGAAAAGCAGAAAAGUGCAGUUGUUGUUGCUCCUCCGAUCCCCCUCGGCCCCCGUGUAUUUAUUUCGUGAUUCAUUCACUUUCGGUUACAGACCCCACAUCUACAACUUUUCCUACAUAUUUUCACGUUUUAUUUUGCUUGGUUGUCCUACUUUCCCUCUCGAAAAAACAAAAAAGAAUUCCUCUUCACCCGAAGGUUGUGCCGUUGCCGUUCACGCAACAUUUGUACAGAUUGAAAAUCCAAUUGGAUCCAAAGAAAAACAAAACAAAAAAAAAAGAAUAAGAAGAAGAAGAAAGGAAUUUUUUAAAAACGUUUAAACAAAAUGAACCAAGCAAAUUAAAAUGUCGAACGUGGCGUCACUUGGUGACCAGUUGUGUUUCUUUAUUUUUUGGCCACAUGCAGUGUGUGUGUGUGUAUUAUUGUCUCUAUGUCGUACCCCAAUUUCUUCAGAUUUAUUUUGGAGUUUUCCGUUGGGGGGAAAUAACUUUGAAAAAAAUGCGUACCUUAACGUUGAUGCGAAUUUGGUAAGUUUCUCUCCCUCCCUUGAAAAAAACAAGAUUCCAUAAUCGCUGAUUGAUCGAUUGCUACAAGAUGUUGUGUAAUUUAAAAAUGAUUAUCGAGUUCGGCGUUUCGGGAUGCGUGAUGGGUGAUCUAUAUAUUUAUUCGAUUAACAAUACGAAAAAAAAAACCGUCACUUUUUGAUUUAGAUGAUUAUGAACCCGCCAUCGCUGGGAUUCUUUUGCUUUCUGUUUGAUUGAUUUGAUUGUUUGUUUUUUCUUCAACGCCAUCAUUCCUCUGCAUAAGAUAUCUAAGAUAGUGGUUGUGUUGAGUGAAGUGAGUGCAUGAGUCGAGUAUGCCUUGUAGCUUACGUGUGUUUAAACUGCCUUUUUUCUUUUGUUUAGUUCCUCAUAGACCCCCUCCCCUUCAUCUUUCAUAAAUAUUUUCACGUUCAUUCAAAACAACCAGUGCCCGAACCGUACGCUGCGCCUUUUUCACCACGUAACAAAAUUUGAGUUAUUUUUUAAGUAUCAUUUGGUUGGUUGGUCUUUUUUUGUCUUUUCUUUGUACUUUGUUCCACAUCUCUUUUGGCACGUUUUUUUUUAAACAAAGAUAUUGAAACAUUUGCGUGUCACUUUGAUGUUCCUUUUCUUUGGGAGGUGGCUGACUUGAUUUCAAUUAAAUUUCCUUUCGUGAAGGCUAAUUUAUAUAUGCCCCGUUCCUCUUUAUUUUUCUUACAGAAAUUUACUUCUCGCAAGCUUUCUCAUCCAACGGCUGCGGAACGAAAAGAAUUGAAUUGAAUUUAAAAAAAAAAGAAUAAAGAAGGCAGUGUUUGUUUCCGCUUUCUCUGAAAUUGAUUUGUGUCCUCCUCCCACCUCGCCUCUAAUUCGCCUGAAAUUUUUGUUUGUUUAUUUAUAAUUUUUUUUUUAAAUUGUAGUUUAACUGGAACCACACUGGAGCCGGUUAAAGUUUUCGUUUGUUUUGUGUUUUUUCUUUUUCUUUUUGAGAGUGCUGUGCUAACAACCGUCAAAUAUUAUAUGCCUUUGAGUUUGUAAUUUUAUUCGAUUUAUAUUUUUAAAAUUCUUCAGUCUAUUGCGCCUUUCGGUGAUGGUUGAUGAACGACGAUAGGGCCCGACUCAUUCAGAUUCUCUAACCCCCCUUUUCCUAAAAAACAAAAAAAAAUACCAAAAUGAAAGACAAAUAUUUAAUUCAAAAGUGAGGGACGAUGGCGAGAGUAAAGAAAAAACAACCGCGAGGGAAGAAAUGCGAAUGUGGAUGUUUGAAUUCACCUCCAUUUUCACGUUCCCUCUCCCGACGCAUCUCUGUCCCCUUUAUUUGUACAUGGUCCUCAAACCUUCUCUUGUGUCAACCCUGUCACUGUAAAUUCACUUCCCUCCCCCCUCGAACCUUCUGCUGGUGAUGAAGUUCCUCCUCCGAAAUCGUCGGAUAUAAACAAAACCGACGAGUGCGGUGUGAAAGCGAGACGAUAUGACGAAGAGGUUUUUCAUCUUAAAAUAUAAGUACCAAGUGCCUGCCAUGCCUGCUGAUUUCUGUCUACCUUACCACCCCAUACCCCUUCCUCUGAAAAAACUCGAUUUGACUUGAUCAUCUUUUCGGUAAGAAAACACAACAAAACCAAAAAAAACGAAGAAUUCAAGAAAACAAAAAUAAUAAUCACCCCCCAAAAAAGAAACUGCACUAUAUACUAAAUACAACUACAUAAUCCACUAUAAUUAUAUAAUCCCCCCCGAUUGUCCUCCUGCUUUUGUUUUUCAAUCCUCUUCUGUUCUUCUACCGUAUAUAUAACUAUAACUGUAUGAUACGAUAUAGUAUAUAUAUAUAUAUAUACAGUUACCUAAAACGCGCCAGUGUAAUGCAUCUCUACUCUAUAUACACACUUGUCUUAACUUGUCA